AUGGAUGCUAGUGCCUCACCUACAAAGUCGAAGGAUGGUGGCUACUUCCAAUGCGGUUUCUGCAGGCGCCAUUAUAACCGUCCUGAUCAUCUCAUCCGCCACGUUCGUUCCCACACUCGCGAGAAGCCCUAUGUCUGCGAAGUCUGCGACAAGGGCUUUGCCCGUCCUGACCUCCUAAAACGCCAUGCUACUGGCCACGCCUCGGACCGGGAUCGCAAGCGGAAACGCAAUUGGUCCUCGCCAAUUUCCAAACAAAGCCGUGUAUCUCAGGCUUGCAAAACCUGUGCUUCUUCCAAACUGAAAUGUGACGAGGAGAAGCCUUGCCGCCGCUGCCGUGAACGCAAUCUGCAUUGUGACUGGCAGGAGGUCACCCAAGAUUCCUCCCCAGAGCCAAACUCGGCCCAUUCAGUCGCCUUUGAGUCGAUGCCAACUCCCAUGGAUGAAUUGUCAACAGUUGCCGCUGCAGUCUCAGCCACGACCGCCAUUCUCCCAUUACUCUCCCCGGAAAUGCCAGCGUCCGAGUUGGUCGAAUACACCGACCAGUCCCCGCAGUACCAGCAACCGGCCGUCUCGCCGACCGAUCAGGAGAGUGGAAUUUUCAGCGUCGAUGGCACUUUUUUCCCUAGCUUCAUCCCUGACUCUUUGGUCUCCUCGCUAAACCGCUACAACGAUCCCUUUGAACCAUCCAGUCUGAUCCCCGAGUUCACCCACUAUGGUGCCCUGGAAUACCCGCCCUUCGACUUCAAUCUGACUGAUGGCGACUUUGGCCUCAUUGACAUGUAUAAUUCGGGCAGUAUCUUCCCGAACAUGCACGAAAAUCAUCAACAAGAUUCCUUUGACGCGGACAGUGGGAUCGGCAUUGGCACCGAAGCCUAUAAUCGUUCCUCUCUCUCCGCAUGGAAACCCGGCCAAGGGGACAAGGCUGGUGUCGAUCAUGAGAGUCUAUCGAUUCCGCAGAAUAUCAACAGCCCCGAGGCAAUUGCCACACCAGAUCAGCAGAUUCUGUGUGACCGGCUUUCCUCCAGUAGCCGGGACCUCAUCUUUGGCCUUGUUUUGGAGAUCAGCCGAGAAGCGAACUUGACCCGCAUUAUGAAGUCAUUCCCCAGCACUGAGUUGCUGGAUGGCCUGAUCCAACAAUUCUUUGAGCGCCAGGCCAGGAGUGUUGUUUCUUUCAUCCAUGCCCCGACCUUUCGACCGAACAGCGAACAUGCAAGUAUUCUCGCCGCGAUGGCCUCCUCUGCGGCGGUCCAUUCGCCAAUUCCGACUAUCCGGAAACUGGGAUACGCCCUCGUCGAGAUAGUUCGGCUAUACAUGCCUACUAAAUACGAAAACGACAACAGCACGACACGCGAUCUGCGGGCUUCACAAACAUACGCUCUAACCAUUGACACUGGCAUUUGGAGUGGCAAUCGGCGAAAGACAGAGAUUGCCGAGAGUUUCUCGCAGCCUCUUAUAACCAUGCUUCGUCGAUCCCUGCGAUUCCGCCGUUCAAUGUACACCAGUAUCAUACCUCUGCCCGAGGACGAAGGGGAGGUCCUCGAGCAAAAGUGGCAUGCAUGGAUUGAACAGGAGUCGUUCAAGAGACUUGUUUAUCAUGUCUUUGUCCACGACGCCCAGUCUGCGGCGACUCUCAACGUCAACCCGAUCAUUUCAUACGCCGACAUGGAUCUCCCGCUACCAACAGCCCGUCAAAUAUGGGAAGCAAAGUCGGCCGUGGAAUGGAAAGAACUCCUCUGCAAUGCCACCCCCGAGCGCAUGCCCUCCCUCAUCGACCUUUUGCGUGACAUUUCGCAGCUAUCAGUAUUCCAGGAUCGCAUCGACACACAAAUGUCCGCGCUUGUCCUUCUCCACGGACUCUCCGCCUUGGUCAACGAAUACCACCGACUAAAGUUCAUUUCGGGCAGCAACUCUAAACAUUGGCAUGCCCUCGUUACCAACUCGCGACAACAAGAACUGGAACAGUCGCUUCAACAUUUCCGCCUGGUGUGCUCUGAGCUUCGUAUCAAGUGCCGACCGGAGAUCAUCCUGGUCUGUGAGGUAGUCUCGAUGCUCCUGCACAUGUCCUUGGAAGAACUCCAGCUCUUUGCCGGCAAAGAGGACAAGCAAGAAGCACGGCGAGUCUACCAAUCCGCUCUGGAGUGGAUCACUAGUCCCGACUCGCGUCGUGCCAUUUGGCACGCCGGCCAAACUCUCCGCGCGGCGCGUCAGAUGGCCCCAGGCUCGAUAACCGGCUUUCUUGCUAUUGGAGUCUACUACGCAAGCCUGGCAUUCUGGUCAUACGGGGUUGUUUCCAAAGCCAGGGACUCCCGAUCAAUUGAGAGCCCCCCUCUCUCCCAAGGGCCAACUGUAUUCCUCGACGCGGAUGAAGUCCCCGAUGUGUCGAAAUUCGUCACUCUGGGAUGUGGCUUCCCAGCCUUGCAGAGUGCAAGUGGGCCCCUAUACCUUGUAGACCCCGGGACGACGAUGCAACUAGUACAGUCAGUGCUCCGACCUGCUACAUACUCUCCAUUGAACCAAAACAGCUCAACAAACAUCCUCCUCACAUCCAACGCCACCAUGGUCAUCAAGCUGAAACAGCCCAACACGUCCGGCGUAGGUCCUGCACCGACAAUCGACACCCCCGCAAUCGUGCGGGGUGUGAUCAACGACAUUCGUGCGAAUGGAGAUGCAGCCGUGAGACAGUAUUCGGAGAAAUUCGACAAAUGGAGUCCAGCCAGCUUCAAGCUAUCCCAAGAAGAGAUCCAGGACAUCAUCGCCAGUGUUCCGAAACAGAUCAUCGAUGAUAUCAAACAGGUGCAAGAGAACGUUCGUACCUUUGCGCGAGCCCAAAAAGAUUCCAUCAAGGAGUUUGAACUAGAGAUUCGUCCGGGCGUCCACCUGGGACAGAAAAAUGUCCCCAUCAAUUCUGUUGGCGCAUACAUCCCCGGCGGCCGCUAUCCCCUCCUCGCAUCCGCACACAUGACAAUCCUAACAGCAAAAGUAGCCGGCUGUCCACACGUAACAGCCUGCACACCCCCCAUCGCGGGUAAAAUCCCCGCCAACACCGUCGCAGCCAUGCACCUCGCCGGCGCAGACGACAUCUACAUCCUAGGCGGAGUCCAAGCCGUAGCCGCAAUGGCCAUCGGCACACCGAGCAUGAAGAAAGUAAACUUCAUAGCCGGACCAGGCAACGCCUUCGUAGCCGAAGCAAAGCGCCAACUCUUCGGAGAAGAAAUCGGCAUCGACCUGCCGGCCGGGCCAACAGAGAUUCUCAUCGUAGCAGAUGAGCACGCAGACCCAUUCAUCGUCGCAACAGACCUUCUAUCCCAAGCCGAGCACGGCCCAGACUCACCGGCGGUAUUAAUAACCAAUUCAACUGCCGUGGGCGAAAAGACCAUUUCGGAAGUGGACCGACUACUCAAGAUUCUGCCCACGGCUGAUAUAGCCGGUGUAUCGUGGGACAAAUUGGGCGAGGUCAAUAUCGUGUCCGAUCUAGACGAGGCGUAUAAACUCGCCGACGAAUACGCGUACGAGCAUGUUCAGAUUCUGACGCAGAAUCCCCGUGAGGCAUUGGUUAAAAUGUCCAAUUAUGGCGCUCUCUUCCUUGGCCAGAAUACUUGUGUUUCUUAUGGUGAUAAGUGUAUUGGGACUAAUCAUGUUCUUCCUACUCGUGGUGCGGCGAGAUAUACCGGUGGUUUAUGGGUUGGAAAAUUCCUGCGCACUGUGACAUACCAAGAAGUCACCAACGACAAGGAAAGCGGCGAGCUGGGCCGUCUGUGUGGUCGGUCGGCGCGGGCGGAGAAUUUCGAGGGACAUGCGAGAUCGGGAGAUGCAAGGGCGAAUAAGUACCUUGGUGAUCAUUUUGAGUGGAUUGGAUAG
Penicillium cosmopolitanum is the source of this 3858-nucleotide messenger RNA. RefSeq names its product putative C6 and C2H2 transcription factor RegA-like. Bases 1 to 3858 code for a protein of 1285 amino acids. Gene Ontology annotation, molecular function: zinc ion binding; oxidoreductase activity, acting on the CH-OH group of donors, NAD or NADP as acceptor; DNA-binding transcription factor activity, RNA polymerase II-specific. The transcript has 7 exons. The record is from RefSeq and is a predicted model, not a curated record. NCBI's taxonomy places the organism in Eukaryota, Fungi, Ascomycota, Eurotiomycetes, Eurotiales, Aspergillaceae. Gene Ontology annotation, biological process: DNA-templated transcription; regulation of DNA-templated transcription.